AUGGCCACGGAACUGGAUGGGCCCUGCGAACAGCGUCAGUUUGCGGGGCUCAUCUAUCCAAGUCCCGCUUCUACGCGGAAAAGUGAGCCGCGCAACGUUUUGUUCGGUAACAGGAUCUGUGUUCACGUUUCGCACAACCCUUAUUCCAAUCGAAUAGAGCUCAAGUUGGAAUUGUCCGAUCGACCUUACACUAAUCGUGAAACGGUCUCAAUUCAGACGGACGCGCCGCAACUCGAGAGAGUG
Iphiclides podalirius (scarce swallowtail) is the source of this 243-nucleotide messenger RNA. The record is from the annotation of a GenBank genome assembly. Lineage: Eukaryota; Metazoa; Arthropoda; Insecta; Lepidoptera; Papilionidae.